Messenger RNA from Amphibalanus amphitrite, 3586 nucleotides. RefSeq names its product phosphatidylserine synthase-like. Gene Ontology annotation, biological process: phosphatidylserine biosynthetic process. Gene Ontology annotation, molecular function: L-serine-phosphatidylethanolamine phosphatidyltransferase activity. The transcript has 10 exons. The coding region runs from base 590 to 2050 and encodes 486 amino acids. The record is from RefSeq and is a predicted model, not a curated record. Lineage: Eukaryota; Metazoa; Arthropoda; Thecostraca; Balanomorpha; Balanidae.
CAUAAAUCAGAACAGGAGCGACAAUCAUCCGCCAUAGAAAUGCCUUAUCAACAGCAGAGAGGUGCUGAUUAAACAUGCCGGCCGGCGUUAGGCCAAAGAACGCACCCCUGCUCCGCUGAAUUCGGGCAGUCACCUGAUCGGCACCGUGUAGCUGGGAGCGCAGCUCAACACCCAAGUGUGUGGUUUCCUGUCGGUGCUUCAGGAUCUGUCCACAUAGCUGCCACUGAGGCGUCCGAGAGAGGAACUCGGCCCCGAAUAUAAAGCUGUGACUCUUGGUCAAGCUUUGGUUCACAUGUACAAAAUCUAUCCUCCACAACACUGAGAAGGAGGAGACGAUAUGAAGCAUUGAUUGAAGAUCGCGUGCGCUACUAGACAUAAUCAGAAUAUCAUCAGCAUAUGCAACUGCUGGGAUGUGGUGGCCAUACAGCGUGGCGCCCAAGCGACAGUCAUUGAGCUGUUGGAUGAGCGGGUAUAAAAACAUAUUGGUGAGGCACGGCGAUAAAAGCGCACCCUGUCUCACUCCUCGGCGCACACAGAAGGCGUCUGACAGCUUCCCACCAAAACGUACUCGGGCUGACAGAGCGGCACCAUGGGCGGCCGGACGCGCACUGUGUCGGCUUCGUCCGACUUCUCCGAGUACUUCCACGAGAUAAACGACCGCCAGGUGGACGACAUCUCCAUCGAGUUCUUCUACAAGCCGCACACCAUCACGCUGUUACUGCUGUCCGUCGGAACUAUGCUCUAUAUGGCCUUCACCAGGGAUGAGACCGUCAGCCAUCAGAAUAACAUCUGGACGGGCAUGUGCUGCGCCACAUUCUUCUUCCUGGUGAUAUCCGUUCUGACGUUCCCGAACGGACCGUUCACCCGGCCGCACCCGGCCCUCUGGCGGCUCGUCUUCGGCUGUAGCGUGCUCUACCUCAUGUUCCUGGUCUUCAUACUCUUCCAGGAUUACGAGACUGUGCGGAGCAUUUUGGUUUUCUUCUACCCGGAGCUGCAGAACUUCACCAUCGACAUGGACGAGAGCAACUGGGGACAGAACUGCAACCCACUGACGUUCGACAAGAUCUGGAGCAGCCUGGACAUCUUCGCGUUCGCGCACCUGUUCGGCUGGAUGAUGAAGGCGCUGCUGAUCCGGCACUACGGCCUCCUCUGGACCAUCUCCAUCAUGUGGGAGGUGACUGAGCUGCUGUUUGCCCACCUGCUGCCUAACUUCAUCGAGUGCUGGUGGGACGCCAUCAUCCUGGACAUCUUGCUCUGUAACGGCGUCGGCAUCUACAUCGGCAUGAAGGUGUGCCGCUGGCUGGAGAUGCGGGACUACAAGUGGGAGAGCAUCAAGGACAUUUCGACCACGAGUGGCAAGGUGAAGCGCGCGCUGAUGCAGUUCACGCCCGAGUCGUGGAUCCAGGUGCGGUGGAUGGACUCGGACAGCCCGGCCAAGCGGGUGCUCUCCGUGUCGCUGCUGGUCAUCGCCUGGCAGCUCACCGAGCUCAACACGUUCUUCCUGAAGCACGUGUUUCAGAUGCCGCCGCACAACCCGUUCAACGCCAUCCGCAUCCUGUGUCUGGGACCGAUCGUGGCGCCCACAAUUAGGCAGUACUACCUGUACGUGACGGACCGUCGCGUGAAGCGGAUGGGCACCCAGUGCUGGGUAUACAUCUGCAUCACGCUCUCGGAGGCGUUUAUCUGCUUCAAGUUCGGCCGCGAACUGUUCAAGCAGACGGUGGUGACGAACGUGCUGAUCUGGCUGCUGCUGCAGAUGGUGAUCACGUUCGUGUGCGUCUACCUGUGCGUCACCUGGAACCGGCGACGGGAGAUCAAGGACGUGGGCAAUGACUCUGGUCUGGGCCUGAACUCCAGUGUGCUGGACACGCCUCAGCCAGGGGAGGGCGGUCGCCGGCCGAGCCCCUCUGCCGACCGGAGCGCCGACCUGCGCCGACGCGCUGGCGGAGUGUCGGCGCGGGACCGGCUGAACGCAGUGGCCUCCGGCGCCGCACCGCGCCGCUCGGUGCGGCUCGGCGGCGCUGUGAGCGAGGACGGCGACCGCUUCUGAGCGCGGCGCGGACGAACGGUCUCGCAUCCAGCGCGUCCGCCGGUCCGGCUCUAGUCAGUAGAGGAGGCAGUGAGAGGUGUGCGGACGGCGGAGGGCGAGGAUGAGCGAAGUGAACCGAGCCGGGAGGGACGAUGGGAGGUGCAGCAAUGAAGGGACUGCCAGCUAUCAUAGUCGAAUUACAUCGUAGGCAUUUGUAUCGUCAGGGUGCGUCACGCGUGUCGUGCCCGCGCUUGUGGUGGGAGGACUGGAUGGCGGCGCCGCGUGGCGGAUGGACCCGGGGCUACCAGCUCUGCGGCUAACUGCCCUGGUGAUGCGCCUUGGUGUGAAGACCUAAUGCCACCGCCGACAGCUCCCGUUCGACCAGUAUUUCCUGACGUCCAUCAUCCAAACGAUCGCUCUUCGCUGUUCCUAUAGCGUUGUAUGGCUGGCUUUGUCGUCACGUGUUCAGCUAGCUGUCAACAAGCAAUCGUGUUUUGACUGCGAGCGUGUCGGUGGUAUGGAGACCAAUCAUGCGCUGUGUUUUGUAUCGGGUGGGAGGGCCGGCGGGGACGGCCCGUAUCGGGUCCACUCGGCGACCGGAGACCUCGCGACUUCCUCUCCUCUCCUGACUUCUCGGACCAUAUAAUCAUGCAACCGAGCUCAAAGGUACCCUCUUGUGCACCGUGCCGUGACUGAGCCUCUUCUGCGUCUGUCACUCUGUAUCACUCCCAUUGCUCACCGUACUGUGUCGAAUGUCCCGCUUCUUUUCACCUGUCAGUGUCACCGUGUUGUACCAAUUUCGCACUGUCCGCGUCGCUGCUAGUUUACUUAUCCGUGGGGCUCGGCGUGCCAUUGUCGCUCAGCCUCUGAUGGCUGUGCUGUGACGAUACUCACGUGUGUUUUGCAUGUUCUCUUGCCAAUUGCCAUACUGGGAGACAUCUCUGGAACGCGAACCGCUUUGUGACUGGGAUGCGGCUGUUUUGUGGCAGCCACUCGAAUCUCCCGGCACUGGAUUAGGCUUUGUAUCACCGUUGUAUCGCCGAACGAAGUCAGUCGCGGACUCGCGGGACGCGGUAUCACUGUGUAGUGCGUAUUGAGCGCAGCCACAGCGGGCUUGGUCAUGGGUGUUCGAACGCUCAUACAGUGAAUCCAUCGUGGCUGGAAGGAUGCUGAGAGUGACUUUUGCACGCAUAUCUGCCUGCGUGAGAGUGAAGACCAAGUCGAGGGUACUGGGCAUGCCGCCCGCCGGUAGCCGAAUGUAUGAGGCGGCAAGCCCUGUGUCCUGACGAUGUCUAGGGGUCCGCUGUGUCCUGGAUAGCCGGUCGUAUAAUGUCUGUGUCUUGACGAUGCCGGGCCCCGCCGGCCAGUGACGCGGUGCCCACUGGCGUCUCCCGGCGGGGUGGUGUCGGUCCGAGGCACCUGGGACACUGCUCGGCGACCGGCAGUGGUCCAACACAGCCACAGUGUGAUGUGUGCCGACCGGUGCCCCGUGACGCGAUAUGAGGUUCGAUAUCAUAUUGCCUGUCCAGGCGGGAAAUACAAGUGUUCUCGCUCACA